Molecule: messenger RNA, 4597 nt
Organism: Talpa occidentalis (Iberian mole)
Lineage: Eukaryota; Metazoa; Chordata; Mammalia; Eulipotyphla; Talpidae
Gene: OTULINL
Product: OTU deubiquitinase with linear linkage specificity like
Exons: 8
Coding region: 1-1065 (354 amino acids)
Biological process (GO): protein linear deubiquitination
Cellular component (GO): cytoplasm
Molecular function (GO): cysteine-type deubiquitinase activity
Source: RefSeq, a predicted model, not a curated record
AUGGCGGCGCGGAGGAGCCCCCAGCCGGCGCGGGAGCGGCCGCGAGCCCCCGCCCCAGGAAAUGACCAAGUUCACUCCUGGACACUAGUCCCCAGCCAAGCCCUAGAGGCUGCGUGGAGGAUGGCCAGGGGGUCUGUGAUGCUGGCUGUUUCGUGUCUGCUGGCCACCCUCUGCUGCUUCCGAAGGCUGCAGGUACAUAUCGGGCACCGACUGAAAUGGUGGAUUGGAUAUCUACAGCGAAAAUUCAAAAGGAACCUCAGUGUGGAGGCAGAAGUGGAUUUACUAAGCUAUUGUGCCAGAGAAUGGAAAGGAGAUCUGCCCCGUGCCAAGCUGAUGAGGAAGGCCUACGAGGAGCUGUUCUGGCGGCGGCACAUCAAGUGCGUCCGGCCGGUCAGGAGAGACCACUACGACGCACUAAGGUGCGUGCUGUUCCAGAUCCUCAGCCAGGGCCUGGCCUACCCGUCCUGGAUGAAGGAGAAGGACAUCGUGAAGCUUCCUGAAAAGCUGCUCUUUUCACAAGGUUGUAACUGGAUCCAGCAGUACAGUUUUGGUCCUGAGAAAUACACAGGUUCAAAUGUGUUUGGAAAAUUGCGUAAAUGCGUGGAAUUACUAAAGGCACAGUGGACUGAAUUUAGUGGAAUUAAAGAUCAUCACAAGAGAGGAAGCAUGUGCAACAUCCUUUUUUCCGAUGCCAUUCUGGAAUAUAAACUUUACGAAGCUUUAAAGUUCAUCAUGCUUUAUCAAGUCACCGAGGUGUACGAACAGAUGAAGACCAACAAGCCCAUUCCUGGUCUUUUUCGACUCCUGUUUUCCCGGGAAACCUCGUCGGACCCACUGAGCUUCAUGAUGAAUCACCUGAACUGCAUCGGCGACACCCAUGGGCUGGAGCAGAUUGAUAUGUUUAUACUUGGAUACUCCCUUGAAGUAAAGAUAAAAGUGUUCAGAUUAUUCAAGUUUAACUCCAGAGACUUUGAAGUCUGCUACCCAGAGGAGCUGCUCAGGGAGUGGCCGGAGAUCUCCCUGCUGACCGAGAAUGACCGCCACUACCACGUUCCUGUCUUCUAAGUCGGGCUGGGCCAGGCGCUGGCUCUGGCCAUGGGCAUCUGUCACGCACACACCAGGCGUUUCUCAGACAGCAAAGCCAAUGUGGAGCCACAGGAGUUAGGACCUUCUUCUGGGGACCCCCGUGUGCUGAUGGAGGUGCCCAGGGCCUUCCUCUGGGGCUCAGCGCAUCCCUCCAAGGCAGCUGCACUGACACUUCGUGGGCUGGUGGCUUGACCUUGUUCAUCGGGGCCCUGGUCCCCCACAGCAGAACUUUAAGAGCACAAGGAAGAAACAACAGCAGGAAAAAAGCGAGAAGAAAACAAGUAAAGGACUAACCUGGGAAAGCAGAAUUAGUCUCUGAUGUUUACAUUCUUCAUUAAGAAUCUGUGUUUGACUGAUGUUGGCGCUUCAUAAACAUGGCCUUAAGCAUUACCUUUCUAGAAAUCUGUGUGGUGUUAAGUAGAGAAAAACCCCUUAAUGGACUUUAAAAUCAUGUGUGUGUGUAUUUGCAAAAAACUAUAGUAUGCACACAGAUAUACAUGUAGUUUUACAUGUACAUACACACAUGACCACUACUUUGUCAUGUUGUACGAUUUAUUUUAUAUCUAUUUUUUAUAACAGUUGGUCUGGUCAGUUUAAUAUGUUUUGUAUAGAUAAAAUGAUAACUUCUAUAAAUUAAGACAACUAGGUGGACAGUUAUUCAAGUGUCAUGUAGCAAACCCUGGUGUAUUGCGUGUGUAUUUAAUACGUGGAAUCUUAUUGUGGUAGGUAUUGAUUUCAAAUGAUACAAAACUAGUUGUAAAGUAGCAUUUUGCCCUUCCCCCAAAAGGCAUCUACAUCCUAAUCCCUGGAACCUGUGACUGUGUUGGGUUCAAAUGAGGAGGCAACAGAUGGAAUUAAGGGACUAGCCAGCUGACCUUAAAGUAACAAGAGGACUUGGGGUUCUCCAGGUGGGCCCCAUAUAAUCAAAAGGGUCUUUCAAAGUGGGAGGGGGAUGGGAAGCGUGUCAGAGCCUGGGGAAAUGUGAAGUGCAGGACAGUCAGAGGUGCCAGCUUGGUAGAUUUGAAGAUGGAGGAAGGGCCCAGGAGCGUGUGGGCAGCCUCUGGAAUCGAAAAGAGACCAGGAGUUGGAUUCUCCUCUAGAACCUCCAGAAAAGAACAUGGCCCUGCCGAUGCCUGGAUUUUAGCUCCAUGGAGCUCAAACCUCCAGAACUGUAAGGUAGCACCUUUGUGUUAAGCGGCUGACUUUGUGCUAACGGUUAAUAGCAGCAACAGACAACUAAUGUCAGGCUAACUAAUUUUUGGCCAUCUUUAUUUUGGAAAUGCUUUUCUAGGUUAUUUUGGUGAUCUGUUUUUUUUUUGGAGGGGGGGCCCCGCUGUACUUCGUAUUGAAUUUCUAUCAAUACGACAUAACUUCUUCAAUCUUGUCAUGACAUUUGGCUUGGUCACAGUUCCCUCUAAGAGGGCCUGACUCGGUGAAUGCUAAAGGUUGGUGCCUAACUUUCCCACAUCAUCGCGUUACUUCUUCUAUAAAUAAAAAAAGUAUGUUUCAUGUGGUGUGUGGAAGUAACACUUCAGACUUUCAUAGGAGGGAGAAGCGCCUAUCAGCACUACUUACACUGGUUGGCCACAGUGUCUUGCCUUUUACCCCCACGCUCCUGCAGCGUUAGCAGCGUUAGCGUUAGCUCCUGCAGCAUUAGCAGCAGAAUUAUCUCCACAUCAAUCCAGGAUCAGAAGGAGAACCCUUUUCAUAGGGACGGGCAGCCUGGCACUCCGUGACAGCCCACCAUUGCGUCGAGGCUGGUGGGCAGGGCAUGAAUUCUUUCAAUAGAGAGGCAAGGCAGAAUUGUGAAAAAGGACAUUUCAAUACAAUGCAAGCAGGAAGUAGAGAAGACAUCAGAAUCAUCGCUAUGUUUUAGGAAAGCACCAAAACAGAAGAUGUUUAAGGAAGGAGGAAGAGUUGAAUGGUAUCGGUUUGGUUUUUAAAAAUUCAAAGACUAUAACUAAUUAGCCAGAAUGAAUGGCGUACAAAGUAGCACCCCUGUUUUGGAUUGGCUUUUCAAUGUUUUAUUUUUAUUGAGGUAACAUGGUUUACACCACUUGGUGUGCUUCAGAGAUAGGGGGUCACCGCUUAUCAUUGCUAAGUAUUGUUUCAUUACCUGAGUGUUGGUACAGGUAGGUACGCAUCUCCAAACCCACUCCGUUUCCUUUUUUGUCACAAUGUCUGUUUCAGAGUCAGACAGAGUUAGGUGGGUCCAUGCGGCACCAUCACUUGUAUGUUAUUUGUUCAAAAUAAUUGAGUCUCCCUGAAUUCCCUUAUGUUUUAAUGCGGUCAUACUCCUGUAGGCCAAGAAAAUAAGCGUUUGUCUGGAUUACACUUCUGCUGAACAGCAACAUGGUUUAUAAGUGAUGGAAAAAAACACUCACAUAUUUAACAACCCCAGGGCCCAAGUGGUCUGGGGAUGAGUCAGAAGUGGGUGCAGGCUUCUGCCCGCGAAGGUCAUAGAAUGCACUUGAGCAAACAGGAACUCUGCUGGAGCCAGUGUGGAUGAGGGGAUCUUACUAGUACAUUCUUAGCUGGUGUCUCUGGAAAAAAAGACCAUUCUGCUCAGACACCACAUUUCCAUAUAAAAUUGAUCUCUUGGUACUUAAGAGUCAAAUAUGGCCAAUUUUAAAUUAUGUGGGUAAUUUUACUGCCACAAUCAUGAUGCUUAUUGGUAACGAUUUUUGGAAAGUGUAGUCGAGAAUUUCCCACAAUAGAAAAAAAAAAGCUCUAAAUAUUUUAGAUUCAGUCUGAUGAGCUGUAAAUCCAUUUCAGUUCAAGUACUUUAUGUAAAACAGCAGUGUGUUCUAAGAACAUUCCUCAAGUACAGAAGUAUUUUUUCCAUUGAAAUAGCCUCCUUAUAAGCAAGUACAUCUGCUUGUUCCCGCGAAAAGCAUGAACCCGAGCAUCUAGAUGGGACUCCAGAGGGCUUGGAGGUUAAAGCUACAGACCAACACUGCAUUUUGCAAUUUUGCUUUGCUUCCCUGCAAGUUUGAAAAGGUGGACUGAGGGUGAACCCACUAAUGGAACGCUGGUUUAUGGGCAGUGUAGACCACCCGCCCCCCCCUCCCAUCUAAACACACCAACACAUUCAUAAGGACAAACACAAAAGCCUGACAUUCUCCUGGACUCCUUUGUUAUCACUGUCAUCUCCAGAGACAAAAUCUAAGCAAGAACUGGGGGCCUGCCCAGCACCUGUCCAGGCUCUGCCCUGUCCGCUGCUCCACCUGAGAGCUUUGUGUAAAGGACCCCAGGACUUGGUGAAGAGAAGCAGCUGCUGCAAAAAACCUGAAGAGCCUUUUGAAUGUUCUGGACGUUUCUGUGAUUCUGAGUAGACAACACUUAGGGCUUCCUUAAUUGAAAAAGGAGCAGAGAUAAGGUGAUGUGUGAAAAGGCUGUUUGAUAUAAAAUAUUGUCACUGUAGGUAAAUAGGAACUCUCACUGUUAUUAGUUACUUUCGCUAUAAUUAAACACGCUGGAUGGAUGAAAAGAUUAAAGGAAAAAUCCACCA